Messenger RNA from Bactrocera dorsalis (oriental fruit fly), 1709 nucleotides. RefSeq lists its product as uncharacterized. Lineage: Eukaryota; Metazoa; Arthropoda; Insecta; Diptera; Tephritidae. The record is from RefSeq and is a predicted model, not a curated record. The transcript has 2 exons. The coding region runs from base 99 to 782 and encodes 227 amino acids.
CUGUACGAUUCCGUACGCACAACAUUCUAAGAAGUGCACAAUCUGGACCAGUACGGGCAACGCAAGGUUUGACCAUUUCAGAAACGUUCAAAUUGAUAAUGUCAGACGAAAUAUGUGACAUAAUUUUUCGUGAAUCAAAUCGAAAGGCAAGGCAAUUCUUUGAUGAUGACAAUGCAAAACAUCCAACAAGAGAACCGAGAUCAUGGAUUCCCAUAACAGAAAGUGAAUUUGAUGCAUAUUUGGGCGUACUUUUGCUAAGUGGCGUUACACAUUCUGGUUACGUGCAUACGAAAGAUUUGUGGACUACUAAAUCACAUCCAUUAUAUCGUGCUGCAAUGAGUGUACGACGAUUUUGGGAAAUUAGCCGCUUCAUUCGUUUUGAUAAUGGAAACACACACCAGCAACGCAAACAAACUGACAAAGCAGCAGCAAUAUCGGACGUUUUUUUGAUGCUAAACAGCUGUCUUCGUAGAUAUUACGUGGCAGAAGCCAACGUCACUGUAAUUGAACAAUUGUAUGCUUAUCGUGGUGGAACUGGCUUCACGCAAUACAUACCAUCAAAACCUGCCAAAUAUGGGAUAAAAGUGUGGUGGGUGUUCGACUCCAUUUCGUCCUAUCCAUUGCAGGGACAAAUCUAUACAGGAAUAGCACCGUCUGGUGAACGUGAAAGAAACGUUGAUGAAAGAAUAGUCAAAGAUUUAUGUAUCAGCGUUUUUGAUGGAAGUGGAAGAAAUAUUGUAUGUGACAAUUUUUUCACUAGCUACACUUGGCAAAAUCUUUGAUGAUAGACAAUAAUUUAUCCAUCGCCAUCGAAGCCAUGAUAGGUAGGCCCAUCCGAGUUGUGGAUGAUGGAGCACAUGAACCGGAGGAGCGUGAUAGUACGGGACGCCCAAAAGUAAAAGGGGAAUUGCUACAUCUGCUCCAAACGACGCCCUACUCGUAAAGCAUGCACAUUAUGCAACAAACCAGUGUGCGCAGAGCAUUCCAAAGACUUGCCGCAAUGCGAUAGAUGUAAUUGAAUUUCAAUAAUUUUAAAUUUUUUCGUAGUUUUUUUAAUAUUUUUUUAUAAGUACUUUAUAAUUUAUAAUAAUUUUUAUGCCACAAAUAUUUUUUUCACUCAAAAUAAACUAUAUUUUUCAAAUAUUAUCAUAUUUGCAUGCGUUUUACUAUACAUAUGGUAUGGUAUACCCAGGUAUGUAUGCUGUUGACGUAAGGGUGCAACUUUGUAAAUGGGCUUUAUCUACCAAACGGAUGAUCCAAUCCUAACCAAAAUUGAGACUAUUGCGUAAAACAGUUUUCACUAGGAUAUCACGAAAUUUCAAGUCGAUCCGAUUAUCCAGUUCAGAGCUACAGCGUUUUGAAAACGCAAAACAUACCCAGGUAUGUUGCCGUUGACAUAAGGGUUAAACAAAUGACGCGGGAAAAUUAACAAUACAACAAAUUGUUAAAACAUAUACAUCUUAUAUUAAAACAUAAAAGUUCAAAGUCCACAUUUGCAAUUAUUCGGCAAUACCUCUUGUUCUUUGGCAAACAAAAACAAGCAGGAUUGUGGACAAAAAGCUAAUUGAUCUCUCUAACGAGCUCUCAAUUGCUUACGAACAAAUCAUAACAAACAGAUCGUGCAUAUUUAUGUACAAAGCAUAUUGAUCUCUUCGACGAGCUCUCAAUUGCACAAAAACAAGUACAUACAAGCGAAGUUUUUGGGGUGU